UUAAAACCUUCUGCUUUCAGCCCCAUUUCCUUCCCUCCUCAGACCCGACUCCGCACCGCGAGCUUCCUUCAGCCCCCCGUUUGUCUCUCGAGAGAAAUUCAGCAGAUACUUUGGCAGCUAUGGAAACCGGAGGGAAGAUGAAGAAGGGCGCCGGCGGUAGGAAGGGAGGCGGCCCGAAGAAGAAACCCGUUUCCCGGUCCGUCAAGGCCGGCCUGCAGUUCCCUGUCGGUCGUAUCGGUCGGUACCUGAAGAAGGGAAGGUAUUCAGAGCGUGUCGGCACCGGAGCUCCGGUAUACUUGGCUGCCGUGCUCGAGUAUCUUGCCGCUGAGGUUCUCGAGUUGGCUGGUAAUGCUGCGAGGGAUAACAAGAAGAACAGAAUCAUCCCGAGGCAUGUCCUCUUGGCAGUGAGGAACGAUGAGGAGCUCGGAAAGUUGCUUGCGGGCGUGACCAUUGCCCACGGAGGAGUCCUUCCGAACAUCAACCCUGUUCUUCUUCCUAAGAAAACUGACAAGGCCACCAAGGAACCCAAGUCCCCAUCAAAGGCCACGAAGUCCCCCAAGAAGGCUUAGAUUUUCUUCUACUGAUUCUGUGCUUUUCUUCCUCCCUUGACUGCUCUCCUUGUGUAUGUACGCAUCAUCUCCGUGUAAUUCUCUCUGGGUUGUAGUGAUCGAUCGAUCGUGUUGUUUAGGAACUGGAAAUUAGCGUUACUUUCUGAACAUCAUUCUGCUUGAAUUGAAUGAAAGUCCAAAUUCUAGAUUGCGAGAAGUCCAAA
Messenger RNA from Punica granatum (pomegranate), 772 nucleotides. NCBI's taxonomy places the organism in Eukaryota, Viridiplantae, Streptophyta, Magnoliopsida, Myrtales, Lythraceae. The record is from RefSeq and is a predicted model, not a curated record.